AUGUUCUCAGAAAAUGCUGUAACUCUGGAUACUCAGCUAUCCAACAACUUGGCCAAAUAUCACACUGCUCUGUCAAAAAUCUCGACUGUAUCGCAGCUUGCCAAAUUGCAAGCUGUCAUAAUCAAUGACCACGCAGCUACGCAAAAAUCACUAGACGAUUAUUUGCAAACGUCACACACCAAGCUAAACCAAAACGUGCGAAAACUAGAAUUGCAAAGAACCAAACUGACCCAAACGCUGUCUAAGCUUCAUCAUGCUUUGGAGGAUAUUUAUGUCUCUAAAGAUCUGGCUUUGGCAAUAUCUGCACGCAUAAAAUCCGUGGAUCGUGAACGUAAAUUGGUGGUUCAAACACUUCAGUUCGUUCAUCACAUCCAGACCCUCAAACGCAAUAUUUUGACCGUACACGAGGCCAUAGAAAGAUCCGAUAGUAAGCUCGCCGCUACAGGCAUUGACACGAUCCUCAACUUACCGCCAAACGUUAUUGACUCUCGGUUUGCAGCCAAAGUCGUGCCCUCAGCGGAAAUCCCAGAGAAUCCAGCUAUUCUUGUGAAGCAAUGGACCGACGUUCUUGCCAAAAAGUUUCAAGAAAAAUUUGAGAAAGCGGCUGAAAUUCAAGACAUAAAAGAGCUCACGUCGGUUUUUGAACUGUUUCCCUUGAUUAGAAAAUCUGAACUAGGACUCGAUCUCUACUCCAGAUAUGUUUGUGACAUAAUUUCCACACAAAGUCGUAAAAUAAUGACCGGCGCAACCCCUACGAAUACACCGUUUUAUUCUAAAGCCUUGUUGCAUCUCUUUAAGAUUGUUUCAACGAUAAUCAAUGAGCAUUCGAAAAUUAUUGCAGAGUGUUACGGUAAAGAGCAUAUGGUUCAUAUCAUGACCAAAGUUCAACGUGAGGCCGAUAUGCAAGCAGGUUUGAUUUUGGAUAGCUUUUUGGAAGCCAGAAAUUUUGAUGAGCUUCUAAAAGCCAUCCGUGAAUACGAAAGAUCUCCCAAUGUUCCAGAUGAAUCCAGAAGUGAACCUCCAUCCAUUGCGCGUGUUUCAAGCACUCUUGGUGAAUACAGUACAAUCUUGCAGAACUGGUCCAUGUACUGCAGGUUUUUUGCGCUAAAGUGGAAUGAAUUCAGCAAUAUUCAAGUAUCUGCUGGGACUUUAGAAUUGCCGUUGCCUAUACUACAGGGUAAUUUUUACUCAAAAAUCCACGGUGCUGGUUUCUUGGAUGGAUUCAAAAAACUUAUGGAGUACUAUUUGCACCACUCGUUUACUAGAAUGGUUGCUUUGGAAUCCUUACCAUCGCUCAACCAAUUCAUCAUCAAAAAACCAUACAAACACGAUGACUUUUCCAGUUAUGCCUUCUCGUCCAUCGUCGAAGAUCUGACUCUUUUACUGAGAAACUGUCUUAUCCUGAACGUGAACACAGGCCAGAACUCUCUGAUGAAUGACUUCUUGGGCACGUUAAAGCGUUUCUUGCAAAACGAAUAUCUCAUGAAGUUUUUACAGCACAACUUGCGGCUUCUACAGCCUCGCUUGAUGAGUGCGGUUGGUCUCAAACAAUAUAUUCCUCACUCAGAGUCCAAUAGUACGUCGCGAGCAGCAUCACCUGGAGUUAUGGACCCCUCGAAACUAGCGAAUCUCAGAUUCAAUCUGAAAGGAGCAGCUUCCAGUGCAUUUUCCAAUAUCCAAUCCAACUUGCAAGCCGUUUAUGCCGACGAGGACUCGGUGCUAAAGCUUCAUCAUUAUCUUGUCUACGUCAACACCUUGGGAGUUGGUCGCGAAUUUUUACAAAGGCUGCUCACGAAGGAGUUGUUACAGGACAAUCCCAACCUCUUGCGCGACAAUUUUCCGUUUGAACUCGAAGCGCAAAACUUGCAAGAUGCAAUGGAAACGGUGGAGUCAAACUUACUUGUCCAAAAUGACAAAUUACUGAAUUGGGCUGUAAAGCAGCUUUUCGAUAACAUUUUGCAGCCCAAAGUCCGCAAAAUGCUGGGGUCGCUUUUUGUACAAGGCCCAGACGACGAGUAUCUCUCGAGCGCUGUAGACUUUGAAGACAUGUCGCAUUUGCAGCAGUUUGGAGCCGAGUGGAGUGAUACCAUGAUUCCAUACGCCAAUGUUCUAUACAAAAGAUGUCAAUUCCAGCUUCUUAGCUGCAUCGUGGAUUAUUUGGUUGCUCAGAUUGCCACCCGUUUGUGGGGUCUACAAGUCAACGAGCUGGGAUCCAUUAAGCUCGAUCGUGAAUUGAGCUCCCUGAUAGCGAUUGUGUGCGAAGACCGAUACGCGCUGCGUGAAAAAUUCACGAAACUCACCCAAAUUGUACUGGUAAUGGGGCUGGAAGACGACGACUUCGAUCUUGCUACGCGAGAUGUCAAACACGAGAUUAUCAGCGACAUUAACUGGGCUAUAACCCCAGCUGAACGCAUUCGUGCACAUGAACUUCGCGUUGACAUUCGUCGUUAA
Lachancea lanzarotensis is the source of this 2451-nucleotide messenger RNA. It is a transcript of the gene COG4, whose product is annotated as LALA0S08e07338g1_1. The record is from RefSeq and is a predicted model, not a curated record. The transcript has a single exon. Bases 1 to 2451 code for a protein of 816 amino acids. Lineage: Eukaryota; Fungi; Ascomycota; Saccharomycetes; Saccharomycetales; Saccharomycetaceae.